This is a messenger RNA of Syngnathus typhle (broad-nosed pipefish), 1221 nucleotides long. It is a transcript of the gene nsa2, whose product is annotated as NSA2 ribosome biogenesis homolog (S. cerevisiae). Gene Ontology annotation, biological process: maturation of LSU-rRNA; maturation of 5.8S rRNA. The record is from RefSeq and is a predicted model, not a curated record. Gene Ontology annotation, cellular component: preribosome, large subunit precursor; nucleolus. The transcript is spliced from 6 exons. NCBI's taxonomy places the organism in Eukaryota, Metazoa, Chordata, Actinopteri, Syngnathiformes, Syngnathidae. Bases 160 to 942 code for a protein of 260 amino acids.
CGGUCAUUCGAUGAGAAACACCGUGACGUACUUCCUCUAUAAUUCAGCUCGGGGCAUCGACACCUAAACAACCCGAGCCUCCAGACAAAAACAUCCUCUUGUUUACUUUUUUACAGCAGUAACAAUUUCAUCUGAACAUCGUAACACUCGCAACACAACAUGCCCCAGAACGAGCACAUCGAGCUUCACCGCAAGCGCCAUGGCUACCGCUUGGACUACCACGAGCGCAAGCGCAAGAGGGAGAGCCGUGAGGCUCACACUCGCUCGCACAAGGCCCGCAAGAUGAUCGGCCUCAAGGCCAAACUCUACCACAAGCAGAGGCAUUCCGAGAAGAUCCAGAUGAAGAAGACCAUCAAAAUGCACGAGCAGAGGAAGACCAAGCAGAAGGAUGACGACAAGACCCCCAAGGGCGCCGUGCCCGCCUACCUGCUGGACCGCGAGGGCCAAACUAGAGCCAAGGUCCUCUCCAACAUGAUCAAGCAGAAGCGCAAAGAGAAGGCGGGCAAAUGGGAGGUGCCGCUGCCCAAGGUGCGAGCACAGGGUGAGACAGAGGUGCUGAAAGUCAUCCGGACAGGCAAACGGCAGAAGAAGGCCUGGAAGCGAAUGGUGACCAAAGUUUGCUUCGUGGGUGAUGGCUUCACGCGCAAACCCCCCAAAUACGAGCGCUUCAUCAGACCCAUGGGUCUGCGCUUCAAGAAGGCGCACGUGACGCAUCCCGAGCUGAAGGCCACCUUCUGCCUUCCCAUCCUGGGUGUGAAGAAGAACCCGUCGUCGCCACUCUACACCCAGCUGGGCGUCAUCACCAAGGGCACCGUGGUGGAGGUCAACGUCAGCGAGCUGGGACUGGUCACGCAGGGAGGCAAAGUCGUGUGGGGUAAAUACGCGCAGGUGACCAACAACCCCGAGAACGACGGCUGCAUCAACGCAGUCCUUCUGGUUUAAUUAAGACUCUUUACUCACUCAAAACUAAAGACUGCCUGGUGAAGACAUGUGCUGGGUGUGAGGACUUUCAUUUAAGCAGAUACCGGACACACAAGGAGGUGACUGGUGCCAACAGUUGAUACCAAUAAAGUUAAAGCAAACGCGUGAGUACAAUUUCAAAGGGAGCGUCUCGUUUAUUGUCCGUGAUAGGCAUGAUGACAUGACAGCUUCCAAUAUUGUGCUUUUUGUGUUUGCGUCCCUUCACAAGUACAAUAAAUACAUCGCAAAGGUUUUCUCAAA